Molecule: messenger RNA, 3660 nt
Organism: Leptopilina boulardi
Lineage: Eukaryota; Metazoa; Arthropoda; Insecta; Hymenoptera; Figitidae
Exons: 11
Coding region: 706-3537 (943 amino acids)
Biological process (GO): positive regulation of protein phosphorylation; cell population proliferation; DNA damage response
Cellular component (GO): nucleus
Source: RefSeq, a predicted model, not a curated record
ACUCUUCUAAUAAUUAGGACAAUCAUCCAUAAGUGUUUAGUAAUAAAAAAAAGUUUCCUAGAAUAUCUAAAUCGCAGUUUUUGUCUUGAAAUUAUUUUCGUGUUUACAUUGUGUCCAUAUUUAAAUUUUAAGAUGAUUUUUUAGAAAAAAAAACAAAGAUUUAUAUAUUUAAAAACACAAGUAUUUUUAAUUAAUUGUUCUAAAGCCGAAUGUUUUUUUAUUAUGAAAAUGUUAUUUAAAACUGAAAUAAUUUUUUGAUAAAUGAAAAUUUUUGCAAGAAAAAUAUCUGAGAUACUGAAAAAUUUAUUGAGAUUACAUGUUUAUGAACAUCUUAUAUUUAUUUUGUUCAUUUCGUUUGUUUUGAUUAAUACUACUUAUUAAAGAGGAAAGAUAAAUAUAAGAAAAAAUAAUAGAAAAAAAAUUCAACUUCAUAUACGUGGAUAUAUUUAUACAAAAAGAGAGAGACGGAGAGAGAGAGAGAGAAAUUAACAAUUUAGAAAGUGGAGAAAGAUUUCUUAUAAAUUGAUUAUAGUCUUUUCUUAGAUUUUGCUACUCAGUCGUACAUCCGUCAUUAACAAGGAAUGACAGUUAUCGUUACUCUUUUCAUUGUGGUUUUGUGCUACUGAAGAAAACUUGUGUAACGAUCUAUGAUAAGCAAUUAUAAAAAACAGUACUGAUUCGAUAAGUCAAACUCGUUUGUUGAUAAUGACAUCAUUCAAGAAAUUUGAAAAAUUAGAAGAAGUACUACAAUUGUUUUUGUUACCUAAUUAUAAUAUUGUCUCAACAACUUAUCUUGAUUUAUUAUUGACACAAAUUGCCGAUGACAAAACAGAACUUAGACAAAAUCAUCGACAGCUUUUUCUAUCAUGGAUCCCAAAAGCUUUGACAAUUUGGAAUUUAGAUCAAAAGCCAUGUCAAGCUGUUAUUUCAUUUACAAUUAAACUUGUGGGUUUAAUAGCACAAGAUGAAGAGUCAUUUAAAAUCUGGUAUUGUGACGAUGUUUAUAAUAAACUUUGCAACGUAUUUCGCUUACGUGAAAAUGACUUAUCAGCAUCUAUUAAAAUGGCAUAUACAUCAAUGCUGUGCAAUUUAAUUCAACAUUCAAGCGGUAGACAAUGGGUGAACGAAUCAGGUGUAUGGAGAGAUAUGAUAAGCUUUGCGCAUCUAAAUCACACGCUUUACGUAACAAGAGAGAGUCAAAAAUUUGUUUGGACACUUUUACUUUAUGAAUCAAAAAAUACAAAUUUUUGCAAAGAUAUUAUUAUUGCUGCUGUGUCACCCUUGACACAAAAUAUAUGCAAUGCACAAACUCAUGUGAUUUUGGAAGAAAAUUAUAUGAAUGAUAAUGCUCUUUUGUGCACUACUUUAGAUUUAUUGACCAGCAUUCUUGAAAAUACACUUUUUCACAGUUUGGACAAUACUAUUCCUUCAUUGAUUGAAGAGCUUGCUAAUUUAGAAACACGAUUAAGAGCUCUUUUUGAAGCUUGUAUCAGUACUCGUUUUUUACAGCAUAUACUCAAAUUAUUGCUUCUUUCAUUGUUUAAAAGAUUAAAGGAUGGAAUUAAAGCUCCAUUGGAGAAGGUUGAUGAUGAAGCUAAUGAAAAAUUUCGUUUUGGUCUUUGUUAUAUGAGCACGUUACUUCUCUCCAAGAAAUAUGUUCUUGACAUUGUCAGAAUGAAUAAAUACUCUUUCAUUUAUUGGAAAAAACUCAAAUCACUUUGUGAAUUUUCUUUAGGAUUGCCACAUAAAUUUGAACAUCAAGUUAUUUGUUUAAUGGUAAUGCCGUUGACCUCAACUUACGGAGCAAAACGUACAAUGCAUGACUUUUUUGAAAUAUAUAUUAACAAAAUGUUUGAAAUAACAUGUACUGCAAUUCAAAGAAUAUGUUACAAUGUGAGAGAUGUAAUAUUAAAAACUGAUCUUCCUUUGGAAUUAAUUUGCAAGUCAUCAAUUGAAAUGCUAAUGGAGAUUAUCAAUAUUAUGGACAGGGAUGUAGCAAUAAUUAUUUUUCAAACAAUGUGUUAUGUAUUAAAAAAUUAUGCUCCAGCAAUUGAAAAUUCAUCUGAUUGUUGUGUUAAAACUCAAGCUGAACGUCAGAAAAAAUCUUCUAUUAAAAUAUUACUUGAUGGAGAACCAAUAACUGAAAGACCAAUUUUACUCGGAGCACUUCUCGAUGGUCUCAUAACAAUGACGGAGAAAUUUAAAUUAAAAUGGCAAGAAUGUGUAGAGACAAUUUGUAUUUUGUCACUCGCUCAACAUAUUCUUGAUCACUCUGGAGUUUCACCAACGAUUUGCGUUAAAGCAUUAAAACUUUGUAAAUUAGCAAUUCAAAAUUUUAUGCCACCACAUUUGGCACUGCUUGUUGAUUCUGACAGUCAUAUGAAUUACAUUGGACCAACAUUGUUCAAAAGGCUUCAUAAUCCUAACUGGGAAGUUGUUGACAGUGUAUUUGAGGUUUUAAAUACCAUGGCUACAAUUUCUGAAGAUAAAUACCCAGCAUUUCAGGACUUUCUUCUGAAUCAUCAAUUCCUGCAAGUUGCUGCUUCUGUUUCCAUGAGUGACAGCGAAAGUUAUGUAAGAGCUUCAGCGCUAAUUUUCCUGGCAACAACAGUCAGAAUAGAAAAACUCUGGACCACUACAUUAUCUGAAUUGGAAUUACCAGAAAAAGCCAUUCACUUAAUUAAUCAAGAAAGUGAGGCAAUUGUACGAAGAGAGGCCGUGUCCCUUCUUACGGAAUUAUAUAUUCAUCGUCAAUGGCAAAAAGCAAGUAUUGAUGUUAUGACAAAUGCAAUGGCAACUGCAGCUGUUUUGGAUUUACAUUGGGAAGUAAAAGUGAAUGCACUUCAAUUUUGGAGACACUUUAUAAAAUCCCAUCUUACUGAUCAAGGAAUGCUUGAUGGAUCAUUUCCUAAUGUCACUUUUUCGAAAGAGCAUAGAAAAAUCGUACAACUUAACGAGACUGAAAUCAAACGAAGAGUUAAUAAAGCUCUAGACGAUUUGGCAAAACAAAAAUGCCUCGGGGUAAUUUUGCAAUGCUUGAAGGAUGACAGUGACUUUGAAGUGUGCAAAGAAACAGCGAAAAUUAUAAGUAGACUCAAAACUUUUUUGGUUAAAUAUAAAAUUAAUGAACCAUUUCCUGUGGUACAACUUCCAAAGGAUAGUGCAACUUUAGACACAACAUAUGUGAGGCCAGCGAAUUUUGAAAAUUGCAAUUCAGGAGAAACAAAAACUAAUUCUUCAAAUGUAAUUGAUGAUAUUGUCAGUAAAAACGAUACAAAUUUGUUGUCAGCAAUUUAUGAGAAUUCAAUGAAAAUGGAUGAUGAACAAAAUAAUGAAGAUGAAAAUGAAACACUAAAAACAAUAGCUAAUGUAACGAGACAAGAUUUUUUGAAUGUAAUCCUCGAAAAGGAUAUAAAUGCUUAUAUCGAGGAAAAAAGUUCUUGGCUUACAACAUAUACAAAUAGUUUUGAGUCAGUCCUCGAUGAUAUUUUAACACUCUAUGAACAUAAUGAUGUGAACUCAAUGGACUGUUACUAAUUUCUAUUUUUUUUUACAUACUCUUAUGUGCCUUUUAUAUUAUAAAUAAUGCACUCAUUUGUACCUAUAGAAAUUGUCUUACUUGUUUCUUUUUAAAAAUGAAUUAUACCAUUAUUUUUUCAA